CUCUUCAACGACCACUCACAGACCGAAUUUUACACCGCUAUGCCUUGCAGGUGACAUUAAAAUGGCUCCAAUCGCGCCCAGCAACCUGAGUUCCAACUGGAAGAAGCUCCAGGCGACCUUGAAGACUUCGACGCCGACCGCAUCUCCGAAGCCUAAGAAAUCCGACAACGAGACACACCCCCCACUCAAGCGCAAGAGGCCCCAGAAAGCCAAUGGAGAACACGCAUACGUGUCUCCCAAGUCUGUGAACGGUUCAGCGACAAUCACACUACCGAAACCACUUCCGUCAAGAAAACGACAAAAGAUGGAAGAGCCCGCCUCUGUUGGGGCUUCAAUCAAGCAGCAUGACGCCAAAACCCUCUCCACGAGCGCAUCUAUGCCUUCUCUCCGCCAGACACCCCUCCUGAGCUCCUCGAGGGACGUCGACCAAGCCGUCUCCAUCCUCGAACCCCACCCCGACUUCCCCGACGUCGAGAACGAAGGCGUGUCUGAGCUGGCACUGCCCGGCAAAUACGUUGCGCUGGAUUGCGAAAUGGUUGGAAUUGGUCCAGAACCCAAGCGCGACUCGGCCUUGGCUCGAGUGUCUCUAGUAAACUAUCACGGCCACCAAGUCUACGACUCCUACGUCCAAAUCCCUAAGAAGAUCGAAGUGACCGACUACCGCACCGCCGUGUCCGGUAUCGAGCCCAAGCAUCUCCGCCCAGAUGUCGCGCGACCCUUUGAAGAAGUACGAAGCGACCUCAAGAUCCUCCUCGGAGGGCGCAUACUCGUUGGGCACGCUGUAAAGAACGACCUCGACGUGCUAAUUCAGAAGCAUGACAAGCGCCUCAUCCGCGACACCUCCAAGUUCUCGAAGUUCCGAGCGUUGGCCAACAUACCAGGACGGACGCCGGGAUUAAAGCUCCUGGCAGAGAAACUGCUAGGCGUGGAGAUUCAGGUUGGUGCGCAUAGCUCUGUUGAGGAUGCACGGGCUACUAUGGCGCUGUUCAGGCUGGAGAAAGGCGACUUUGAAAAGGAGGUUCGCCAAAAAUAUGGGCACGUCAGACUCGAAGCUGCUGCGCCCGAUGUGGACGUCGACGUCGCCGGAGAUGACGAGGUCAAGCCGAAGAACAAGAACAAGAAGAAAAAAAAGAAGAAGAAGAACUGAAAAUGAGGCUGGCGAGUUUGGCAAGUUUGGCGUGCUUAUGGAACUGCAUUGGGUUUCGGGAUGGGCAUUUGGAUACCCGUCAAAACUUCCCGAGUUUGGCAGGUGUUGUAGGCGACAUUUUUUUAGUGUACAUCAAUCUUAAAAAACUUUCACACUUGAUCUUGUUUCCCGGUAAACAUAGCUGGUCCCAAGAGACAGGAUAGCCCAAGAGACACUCGAUGCGACCUCA
This is a messenger RNA of Dothidotthia symphoricarpi CBS 119687, 1376 nucleotides long. RefSeq names its product RNA exonuclease 4. The transcript has a single exon. Gene Ontology annotation, molecular function: 3'-5' exonuclease activity; nucleic acid binding. Bases 62 to 1147 code for a protein of 361 amino acids. The record is from RefSeq and is a predicted model, not a curated record. Gene Ontology annotation, biological process: rRNA processing; ribosomal large subunit assembly. NCBI's taxonomy places the organism in Eukaryota, Fungi, Ascomycota, Dothideomycetes, Pleosporales, Dothidotthiaceae. Gene Ontology annotation, cellular component: nucleus.